GUGAACUUUGACACACACACAGCCCGGGUACCAGCCAGCGCUGCCAGGUACCACGAUUGCGACGAGUAGCCACCUCCGGGCCCACGAAAUUUGCGACUUCACUGUCAUUUCUAACUACACACUCAUUCAAGAUGCCACCCAAAGGCAAGGGCGAGCAGCCCAAGGUGAAGAAGGUGGCUGUGGACAAAACCUUCGGCAUGAAAAAUAAAAAGGGAGGAGCAGCACAGAAGCAAAUCGCCCAGAUCAAAGCCACCGCCGCAGCUGGCGGCUCACCCGACGACAAGCGGAAGGCAGCCGAGAAAUUACAGAAGGAAAAGGAAAAGGCGGCCGCAGAGCAGGCUCGCAGGGAAACCGCCGAGCUGUUCAAGCCCGUCCAAGUCCAGAAAGUCCCCUUUGGCGUCGACCCAAAGACUAUACUGUGUCAGUUCUUCAAAAAGGGGAAUUGCGAAAAGGGUAAAAAGUGCAAGUUCAGCCAUGACCUGGCUAUCGAGCGAAAGACGGAGAAGAGGAGUUUGUACACGGACUCGAGAGACCAGGAGAAGGAGGAAGAGGAGGACCGGAAGAAGAAGGACAACAUAGACGACUGGGACGAGGAGAAGCUACGGCAGGUUGUCAUGAGCAAGCACGGCAACCCCAAAACAACCACGGAUAAAGUGUGCAAGUACUUCAUCCAGGCCAUUGAGGACCAGAAGUAUGGAUGGUUUUGGACGUGUCCGAAUGGAGGCGACAAGUGCUUUUACAAGCACUCUCUACCACCUGGAUUCGUAAUCAAGACCAAAGAACAGCGCGCCGCCGACAAAGCCCUCAUGGCCAACUCGCCCCUCGCGACUCUUACCCUCGAAGACUUUCUCGAAUCCGAGCGCCACAAACUCACCGGCACACUUACGCCCGUCACUGAAGAAACUUUUGCAAAGUGGAAGAAAGAGCGCCUGGACAAGAAACAAGCCGAGGACGAGGCGAAGAGGAUGCGGGAAGCGACGGGCAGAGCCAUGUUCGAGAAGGGCGAUUGGCAAGUGGAUAGCGAUGCUGAUAGUGAUGACGAGGACGACGAAGGCACGUGGAACUUGGCGGCGAUGAGGAGGGAGACGGAGGCAGCGAGAGUGAGGAAGGAAGAGGAGCGGCUGGCAACACAGAUGGGGAACGUUACCGUGUCUUGAACACACCUCACUUCGAUUGACUUCGACUUGGUGGGAGCAGAAGACCUGGAAAGGAGCAUGCCGGGCGCGCCACACAAUGCUGCAAAAGCUUGCGGGGCACUACCUGAGCCGUGCAAGAGAUCACAUAUGGUGGAAGUACCAGAUUGAGCACAUCAUGGACGGAGCAGCUGCUUGCUUGAAUUUUAGCGUUACGCGACUGCAUGACUCUCUAUCGAGCCCUAUGGCUCUAGGUGUCUGGCGUAGUGAUUCUUGGCUCGGAUAUUACUGUGUAUGCUAUAUAUAUGGACUAUAUGACAUGAAUUACGUGGACACGGCUGCUCAAUGUCAUACUUCUCACAUCUUGCAGCAGUUUAGUUAUAGACGUAGUGCAAAGAUUGCGAACG
Cucurbitaria berberidis CBS 394.84 is the source of this 1540-nucleotide messenger RNA. RefSeq lists its product as uncharacterized. The transcript has 2 exons. The coding region runs from base 132 to 1157 and encodes 341 amino acids. The record is from RefSeq and is a predicted model, not a curated record. Gene Ontology annotation, cellular component: cytosol. Gene Ontology annotation, biological process: cytoplasmic translation. Gene Ontology annotation, molecular function: mRNA binding; metal ion binding. NCBI's taxonomy places the organism in Eukaryota, Fungi, Ascomycota, Dothideomycetes, Pleosporales, Cucurbitariaceae.